This is a messenger RNA of Arthroderma uncinatum, 1713 nucleotides long. RefSeq lists its product as uncharacterized. The record is from RefSeq and is a predicted model, not a curated record. The coding region runs from base 1 to 1713 and encodes 570 amino acids. Gene Ontology annotation, biological process: double-strand break repair. The transcript has a single exon. Lineage: Eukaryota; Fungi; Ascomycota; Eurotiomycetes; Onygenales; Arthrodermataceae. Gene Ontology annotation, cellular component: nucleus; site of double-strand break.
AUGGCUUCACAGAGAGCGUCCCUCUCGGUCCCGCCAACGCAGAAUACCGCACCCGUGAUCAAGUUUCAAUGCCUCUUCACCCACGAUAUCAAGCGGAAGGCCAAGAGGUGGCAGGAUGGAUUUCUGCGAUUCCAUACCUUCAACAAGCGGGUGAUGGUCUAUGAUUCCUCGGGGAAUUUGGUCGGCGAUCUACAUUGGCGAGACCGCGAUAUGUUGCAGGAUGGAGACGAGUUUGAAUUGGAGAGGGGCGUCAUGGUCCAGGCGGGCGAACAGCUUGAGAGUACAGUGACUGACCUGACGGGGCUGCUAGAUAAACGGAAACCGUCACCCAAAAAGCCGAGCCAGACUCAGACCUACCAGAGCAGCAGCAAUAACGAACGAACAAAUGAUUUUAGAACACCUUAUCCGUCAAGCGGGAGGCUCAAAUCGCUGAACGAAGUUUUGGGGAUAAAGAAGAACACACCCGCAGCGAGGGUGGUGAGAUCCCCGUACGAGGAGCGGGCAAGGAUGAAUCAGAGUAUGCGAGCAUCCGACGGGAUAGAGAGACCGACCAAGAAGCGAAAACCCUCUCCUGUAUGCGAUCUAGAGGAGUCACGGCCGCCGUCGCCAUCAGUGUCACCACCACCACCACCACCACCAGGACCAGCAAGACGAUCACCACCGCCAGAACGAGGCAUCUUUAAGGCUACCCGAACCCCCAGAGAAGGUCCUCCUAACGAUACCCACCAGAGGACCACACACCCUCCAGUCCGGACAUCAGGCGGUGUUAAAGAUUUGUGUGACAAGACCUCAAAUCCACGACAAUCCAACUUUGCAUCCGCCUCAAAUGCCUCAUUCCGUCCUGCGAGUACGGUCGAAGUCGAACCCACCCCCUCAAAGGAUCGACGAAAAAAGUCUAGUAGUAAAACAUCAUCUAAUCAACAAUCUCUUACUACCAUGUUUGGAAAUCUGCCAACAACGACUCUUGAGGUCGCUCCUAGGCAGCCUCGCAAGAAACUUAUAUUUGUGGAUAGGCUUGCUGAACAAGAAGCCAAAUCAAUAGAAAAACGAAAAGCGGCUGAAAAUGCAACUCUGACAGCCGACUUAUCCAGGAGACCAGAUAAACCCAAGCCAUCAUCCGCCUUGACGCCUAGAGAUAAAAAUAUAAACUCAUACCAGUCUACCGCACAAUUUCUUAAAGACGAUGACAACGAUAGCGAGGCCCCUCAUGCCUCGCCACAAAAGUCAACGAACUUAUUGGGGUUUUUUAAGCCAGCUACAGUCGCUGCUCGACAAAGUGAUGGUCAGCACAACGAGGGCGAUGCUACUAUGAGGGAGUCAAAGUGCCCUACGCCUAAACGGAAUUCUACGGUCAUCCAGCGGAGUCUCUCAGCUACCGACCCAAUCAUUCAGGAAACCUCGGAGUCCGCUCCAGUCCCGGAGGAGACCACACUCCAGGCUGGGCCUAGUGAAGAUCACCCACGAACAUUACAGUCUGAGAGGAAUGCACCCCCUGAGAGGUCAGUUUUGGAUCCAUCCGCCUUAAAACCACCUCAGCCUGUGGUUAAGAAACGGAGUGUCCAAACAAAAUUUUUUCCAGACAGAAUAAUCCCACCGCCCGUGGAUGAACCAGAAGAGGAAGUCGAACAAGGGCCAUGGACCACAGAGGCACUUGAUUUAUUCGACUGGUGGCCUCCAGGUCGACCGAAGCCAGCGGCCGUCAGCGUACCCUGA